AAUACAGCGGGAAAGUUCGAGGGGUAAGGAAAAAAUAAAACCCUAAGCCGGAAGGACAGAGGGUUUGGGGAACUGCUUGCGCGGUCGAAAGCUCGGGGCUCACGGCAUGGGGAGCGGAGACGACUAUAAAUUCAUGGAGAUUAGAGAUGCCAUUGUCGCCAUAAACAUGAAGGUUAACCUUAUUGGUGUUAUCAUCGAGUUCGGUUUCCCCAGGCGAACUAAGGGCACUGAUUGCUAUUGUGCUGUAAAAAUUGUUGAUCAAUCUCAUCAAACACCUGGAAUUACUGCAAAUAUUUUUGCUGAAAGUUUGGAAAAGCUUCCCCACGUUGCUUCAGCUGGAGAUAUCAUUCAACUUUCUCAUGUUUUGAUGAAAAUUCAUCAGGGGGAAAUAUAUGCUGUCUUCAAUAAGAAGUUUUCUUCAUUUGCUUUGUAUGAAGGAAAAGAUGGAUCAGGCUUUCUACCGUAUGACGUUUCACCUAAAUUUCGACCCAGAGAUCUCGAUAAAAUGUUCAUUUUGAGUCUGAGGGAUUGGCUGGUUGGUUUUGAACUUGAUGAAGGAUCAACCAGCUUUUCAUUUGUGAGAGAUAUCAAGGAAACCGAGCAUGUUAAUUUGAUCUGCAAGAUUGUCUACAUGUGUGAGGAUGCUAAUAAUGGUACUCUGGCUUUUGUUUGGGAUGGAACUGAUGCUCAUCCAAUUAGCAUUGACACAAAGUUAACAGAUGAAAUUAGUAAUGCACAACAAUUGGGACCAUUGGUUUUGCCAAGAGAUGUCUUAUGUACGUUACCUCCAGUUGGCUCUAUCCUAAGGUUGAUCUUUGACAAAGGGAUUGAGAAGCAGAGUUUAUCCAUGCUCAACACUGGGAAAUGGAUGAAAUUUAUGAAUGUCUUAUGUGAAAUGCAAGUUGGAUCCUUCCAAAUUGUGGUGACAACAUUUUCAAAGCUUCGUUAUACAUCAAAUGAAGAUAAUAUCAUACAAUUGCGCCAAAGAUCAUAUGAGGAGCGCUUAGCAUCAAUUUUGGGCAGAGUUCCUUUCUGGAGCUUUCCUUCGCCUUUACCCACUACAGAGGUUGAUCACAAUAAUGAACCGUUUACCACACUGAUGGAUGUUUUGACAUAUUCAAAGGUAACUGCAAAAUUCAAAUGUGUUAUACGAGUUAUAGCAAUAUAUCCAUUCCAGGCCAAGGACUUCCGCUCUCCUGAAGGGACUUACAGGGUUAGGCUGAGCCUAGAAGAUCCAACUGCAAGAAUCCAUGCCUUCCUAUAUGCGGAGGAUGGAGACAAAUUCUUUGGUGACGAUCCAUCAAUUGAUGUUUUAACAAGGAAACGAAAUAAGUUACUUGGGGUUUCAGCAAGUGAGACAAAUGAAGCGAGUACAAGAAAUCCUCCAUGGGUGCAGUGCUGCCUAAAAUCUUAUUACCUUGAUAAACAAGAUGCGUGGGGAAGUAGACAGUACAGAAUAUUUGGCACUCGGCUAGUAGCAGCAGAUUAAUAGAUGGAACGGAACGCACGCCCGCCUCCCAUUUUGUUGAACUAUGCUUUCUCAUUAAACUGAUUGGAAAAGCAGCUUUCAGAUAUCUUUUGGUAGCAAGCAAGUGGAAGACAGCACUCCUAUUUUGUUGAAGAAUGCAAAGUGAUCAAACUGUGUGAAAAUAAACUUGUUUUGUAUACAUAUUAGUUGUCACUACUCUGGCGCCUGUUAUUUUGUAGCGCUGUUAGCUAAGUUGACCUUGUUAUAUUGAAAUUCCUCACGAUCAAUGAGGAACCAUGUUAAUGCAUGUGUACAUGAAAG
Messenger RNA from Cucurbita maxima (winter squash), 1789 nucleotides. RefSeq names its product protection of telomeres protein 1a-like. Gene Ontology annotation, biological process: regulation of telomere maintenance via telomerase; telomere capping. Gene Ontology annotation, cellular component: chromosome, telomeric region; nuclear telomere cap complex. Gene Ontology annotation, molecular function: telomerase inhibitor activity; G-rich strand telomeric DNA binding. The coding region runs from base 107 to 1489 and encodes 460 amino acids. The record is from RefSeq and is a predicted model, not a curated record. The transcript has 10 exons. NCBI's taxonomy places the organism in Eukaryota, Viridiplantae, Streptophyta, Magnoliopsida, Cucurbitales, Cucurbitaceae.